GACCGCUAAUCCAGGAUGUGAAUGUUUUGUUUAGUCCGUGCAACUGGCAAAGAUGUUUACAAUAAAUAUAUUCUGCAUUUUUAUCCUUAGUUGCAGUGACCAUGAAGAAAACAACUAGAUGAAAGCCGCAGACGUUUAUCUCUCGCGUUGUCUGCACUUUGCAUGAGCAGAGGGGAUUGAAUGGUCACUGAUUGCUGUCCUCGGUUGGGAUUGCGGCUUGGCCUGUCAGUGUACUGCUGUUACAGUCAUGUUUAUUUCAUAAAGAUGGCAACGAGGGACACAUUAUAAACUAAAUGACUGUCAGGAACAUCGCCUCCAUCUGUAAUAUGGGCACCAAUGCCUCUGCUCUGGAGAAAGACAUUGGUCCAGAGCAGUUCCCUAUUAAUGAACACUACUUUGGAUUGGUCAACUUUGGGAACACGUGCUACUGUAACUCAGUGUUGCAGGCUCUGUAUUUCUGCCGGCCGUUCAGGGAGAAUGUGUUGGCUUACAAAGUCCAGCAGAAGAAGAAGGAGAACCUUCUCACCUGUCUGGCCGACCUCUUCCACAGCAUCACCACGCAGAAGAAGAAGGUGGGCGUGAUCCCUCCCAAGAAGUUCAUCUCACGUCUGCGGAAGGAGAAUGACCUGUUUGAUAACUACAUGCAGCAGGAUGCCCACGAGUUCCUGAACUACCUGCUGAACACGGUGGCUGACAUCCUGCAAGAGGAGAAGAAACAGGAAAAACAGAACGGACGACUAAAGAACAACGGCACUGCCAUCGCCACGGACACCGAGCCAGAACAGAACAAGGUCGAGCCCACCUGGGUUCACGAUAUCUUCCAGGGCACGCUGACCAAUGAGACACGCUGUCUCAACUGUGAGACGGUCAGUAGCAAGGAUGAAGACUUUUUGGAUUUGUCUGUAGAUGUUGAGCAGAACACUUCAAUAACACACUGUCUCAGGGGCUUCAGUAAUACAGAGACCCUGUGCAGUGAGUAUAAAUACUACUGUGAGAUGUGCUGUAGCAAACAAGAGGCACAAAAACGGUGA
This is a messenger RNA of Sinocyclocheilus grahami, 1031 nucleotides long. RefSeq names its product ubiquitin carboxyl-terminal hydrolase 46-like. Lineage: Eukaryota; Metazoa; Chordata; Actinopteri; Cypriniformes; Cyprinidae. The record is from RefSeq and is a predicted model, not a curated record. Gene Ontology annotation, molecular function: cysteine-type deubiquitinase activity. Gene Ontology annotation, biological process: protein deubiquitination. The coding region runs from base 294 to 1031 and encodes 245 amino acids. Gene Ontology annotation, cellular component: nucleus; cytosol. The transcript has 6 exons.